Adineta ricciae is the source of this 1173-nucleotide messenger RNA. NCBI's taxonomy places the organism in Eukaryota, Metazoa, Rotifera, Eurotatoria, Adinetida, Adinetidae. The record is from the annotation of a GenBank genome assembly.
AUGCUCGAAAGGUACUCUUCUCGUCGUCGUCGUCAUCGACUAAAAGUUUUCUUACUUUCGAUCGCUGCCGGGUGCCUUUUUCUCCUAAUUCUAAGUCAAUACCAAAAUAGUCCUCUGUCGACUGAAUCUUCUGCACCGAUUGGAUUCAAUGAGCAAAUUGUUGUUAGACGACCACUCGAGAAAAGUCGAUCACGGCUACGUUCCGAGUCAAAACUGCAACCACUACCAACCAUCGCACAUUUAUCUGAUAAAAAAUCCACCGAUUUCUUAUCCACUUUCACUUUUACCAAUUCUCCUUUCCUGAAUUUAUCAUCUGAACUACCCGUGAUUAUUCCAAUCAUAAUCCUUUCGAAAGCAUCAGACAUCGAAGUGCGCGAUGCCAUCCGACGCACUUGGGGUUUCGAUGGACUACACCGAAACGCUACUAUACAAUACAAAAUAUUCUUUCUUGUUGGUCUCGAUGAUCUCUUUGUUAAACGUAUUCAUACUGAACAGAUACUUUUCGAUGAUGUUAUUCAAGUUUCUCUCCCCGAUUGUGAUUCCUACUUUGCGUACAAAGAACUAUCCGUAAUGCUAUGGAUGAAGACCUAUUUACCACACACUCCGUACUAUAUCAAGACUGAAGACGACGUUAUUAUGAAUAUCAACGCGAUCAUCAAACAAUUUCUACCAAGUAUGGAAAGUUAUUUAACGAAAAAUUUAAUUAUCGGUUGGUUCGAUCGAGAACAUAAUAUCGAUCGUGGUACUUAUCAGCGGUUUAUCAAUGCUGUAGUUCCACCAUCAUCUGCGGAUCUAUCUUACGCCAUGGGCUCAUUUUACAUAGUUACUUCGCAAGCAUGGAAUAGUAUGCUGAAUACAAUGAAAAAUGUCGAAAAUAUUCAACAACCGGGCGAUCCAUUUGUUACUGGAAUCCUUCGGAAAGCGUCUCAUGUCGAAGUGAAAAAUUUAGCAACAUCAACUGAAUACUUUCGUUAUGAAGUACGCAGUGGAGCAUGCAAAGAUGCAUUUGUCCGAGAUCCAAGCUUGUUAUUUUGUACUUCACCGCUACUUUUAUCACCAUCGCAAUCAAUAUCAUUAACAACAACCCUGACAAAAGUAGAUGUCACGCCUCGGUCCGUAACGGAAUAUUUCGAUGUUUGGAAUACACUUCUAAGUCAGAAGGCGAUACGCUAA